AUGGACUGGGGGGGUGAUCCCGGUCCUUACCCUGUGGCCCUGAUUGUGACUCCGCAACUGAGGCCGAGAAACCCGACCGCUACCUCCAAAAUGGCGGGCACCAUGCACGCAGACAACAAGGGGAAGAUCUCCUACCUCGCGAUUACACCAAAAACGGCUCCCACCGCCCGAUCCCGCCACACAGGGAUGGGGCAAACACCGAGCCAACCCUUACAGCCACUCAAGCCAGCAACUAGAGGCAUGGAAAACACGAACAAGCUGGAGAUUGCGGCUGCACCGGGGGGGCAGAACUCCAAACAGCAACCAUUCCUGCCUGGGGUAACUGCGCCAGCUGCCCAGCGUGAUACCUCUACCGGAGGACUGACCAUGCACUCACUCACCACUCAGCCUGUAACAGGAUUACCUGGAGAGCCCAGCUCCCACACAUAG
Pelobates cultripes (western spadefoot toad) is the source of this 429-nucleotide messenger RNA. NCBI's taxonomy places the organism in Eukaryota, Metazoa, Chordata, Amphibia, Anura, Pelobatidae. The record is from the annotation of a GenBank genome assembly.